AUGAAACAGUUCUUACAUGUCAGACGAAAUCUACUGACUGUCAUUAUUUUGCUAAUAUGCUUACUAAUAACAUAUGUAGAGUGUCUUAUCCCAAAGGCAUGUGUUCAAAAUAUUACAGCACUUGGUGGAAGUGGUAUCUGCUGUCCAACACGUAAAGGUUCAAAACAUCCAUGUGGUGGUCCUGGAAUUGGAACGUGUCAAAAAGAAUACAUCCAAAUACAAUCUAUACCAUCUUUUCUUAUUUUGGAUGAUAGAAUGAAUUGGCCAUCAAGAUUUUUUAACCAGCUAUGUAAAUGUGAGGGGAAUUACUUUGGCAUUGCUUGUGAUGAAUGUUGGUAUGGUUGGGAUGGACCGAAAUGCGAUAAGCGCAAAACGUAUGUUCGACGGAAUAUAUUAUCAUUAAAUCCAACAGAAAGGAAAAUGUUCGUUAAUGUUGUAUCAGGGAUGCUUACAGCUACAACUGAUUAUUAUAUUCUAUUUGAAAAGGAUGCCAUACAUUCAGAUCCAUUAUGGAAACCUAAAUUCUUGGAUGUUAACCUUCAGUAUCUAGUAUCCUUCCUACAUAGAUAUGCCAGUAGAGCUACACUAUUCAAGGAUAACCUUGAGUGCAUAGAACGUGAACACAUAGAUAAUAAUCAUAAUACCGUUGGCUUUAUUACUUGGCACAGAUAUUUUAUGAUGUUCUGGGAAAAAGAACUACGUAAAAUAGCGAUUCGAUUAUAUGGCUGGACAGAUUUCACCUUACCAUACUGGGAUUGGUUUGAUGCUAAAUCUUGUGAAGUUUGUGUGAAUAAUUUAUUGGGUGCUUAUGGUGAGUGGGUUGGAUCUGACCGAAUGAUAGAUACUGCUAGCCCAUUUUAUAACUGGCCUGAAUACUGUACCCCACCAGUUCAUGGAAGUUUAUGUUACAGUUGUCAUGCCGGUUGGCCGAAUUUUAAAAGACUUACUAGAUACUAUGAUGCAACAAACUUUCCAACAACUUAUGAUCUUUUAUUCGCCCUUACAAAGAAAAACUUUUAUUUACCUCAAGUGGAAGAAGAUUUUGGAAAAUGUCGAGGUUUUCAUGAGGUUCUUGAAGGAUCAUGUUCAGCUACUGGUUAUAAUUAUACAUAUUCAUAUAUGCAUAACAGAGUACAUAACAUGGUUCGUGGUACAUUCUGUUGUUCAGCGACAGCCGCCAAUGAUCCUCUCUUUUUGGUGCAUCAUACACAGAUAGAUCGAAUUUUCGCUUUAUGGUUUAAAUAUUAUCGUCCACGUGCAACAAGUUAUCCAAAUCAUGGUGUUCGACUUGGCAAUUGUCGUGAAUGCAAUUUAGUUGGAUUUAUACCAACAGUUAAACAUGUCCAGUUGUUUGUAGAUGAAGCACAACUAGGCAUUACUUAUGAUAAUUUCAAUUUUGGUAAACAAGGCUUUAAAGGUGAAUAUUUUAUGUUAUAUGGUCCUAAAUAUUUUGAUGCAUCUUAUGCUAAAAAGUAUUACUACAAAGUUGGUCAAUAUUAA
Molecule: messenger RNA, 1500 nt
Organism: Trichobilharzia regenti
Lineage: Eukaryota; Metazoa; Platyhelminthes; Trematoda; Strigeidida; Schistosomatidae
Source: the annotation of a GenBank genome assembly